UAUUUGUCACUGACCCACAUACAUAAACAAAUACAGUACUGAACAGAUCAAUCCAUGCGUCUUAUGGGUUCCCACUCCCACCGCAGGCUGAGUGUAACUUGAGAAUUUAACUCUUUGCUUCUGGUUACCACAAGCCAAACCCCUUCUUUUUUUUUUUUGCACGGGGGGGCAUGCGUUUCUCUUGAAGAAAACAACUCGCAUGUCCCAUUGAAAAACAGCUGAGGAUCCGAAAGGAAGGAGCGGAUGAGGAGAGAGAGAGAGAGCGAAGCAGACAAAAGAAGCUGCGGCUGCGUUGAGUGUCGCGUCUUGGGAGCACGAAAGCUGGCCAUCCACUUGGUUUCUUUAUUAUUUUCAUCAGUAAAACACAUCAAGGGCGGGGGGAGAGAGAGCUCUGAAGGCCGAGCGUGUGCGUUCUGAUAUUUCGAGGUGCGUCGUAGUGAGGGGACUCGAUACCGGACUGGGCGCAUCUUAUAUCCCGCGAUAAAGCAGAACAAAGGGAGUCUUGAGCGAGGAAUGCGUGAGCCGAGCCUGGCGCCGCCGAAACAGGGCCAAAUGUGCUUCUGAGACCCACAAAAAGGCGCAAACUCUUCUGAAACAACAUUUAAGGCAACACCGAAACCCUCAAACCGCAACAAACCCGUUAUUCACCAUGUUUCCCCAAAAUCGACCUCCGGCACCUUUGCAACCACCCCCUGGGGCCUCUGCUUCAGCUGCAGCAGCGGCAGCUGCGGCUGCUGCGGCAUCGGGGUCGACCCAACCUCUGAAACUCACUUACUCUGAGACCUUGGACCGCAUAAAGGAGGAGUUCCAGUUCUUGCAGACACAAUAUCACAGUCUGAAGUUGGAGUGUGAAAAGCUGGCCACAGAGAAGACAGAAAUACAGAGACAUUAUGUCAUGUACUAUGAAAUGUCCUACGGCCUCAACAUCGAGAUGCACAAACAGACGGAGAUCGCCAAACGGCUGAACGUGAUUUGUGCCCAGCUCAUUCCAUUCCUGUCACAGGAGCACCAGCAGCAGGUGGUCCAGGCCAUGGAGCGCGCCAAACAGGUGACUAUGGGGGAGUUGAAUGCGUCGAUAGGGGUACGUGGACUCCCCCCUCUGCCUCCCACACAACAGCUGCAGGCCCAGCACCUUUCCCAGCAUGCUGCCCAGGGGCUGCCCAUGGCCCCUCACCCCUCCGGUCUGCCUCACCCGGGACUGGCUCUGGGGGGCGGCUCUGGGCUGCUGGCCCUGUCCGGGGCCCUUGGGGCCCAGCUGGCCUCUAAGGAUGAGCGAGCCCAUUUGGAGGCCGUGGCGGCAGCUGCCGCAGCCGAACACCACAGAGACUGGCCGCGGGGACGUUUACCUGCCCUUCCCAUGAUCCCCAUAGACCGUGAACCUGGACCAAGUUCACUCUCGAACGGAGACAAAGGCAGGCCUUCAGACUACCUCAGCAACGGAAAAAAGAGAAAAGCAGAUGAGAAGGAGUUUAUGACCGACUACGGCAGCGACGCAGAAAAAAGCGAUGACAAUUUGGUCGUCGACGAGGACCCUUCUUCUCCAAGGAGUGUGCAGUCGUACUCCUCCAGAGAGAACGGAUUAGAUAAACUCCCUCCUUCCCGUAAGGAGCCUCUGCCCCAAGCCAGUCCGACCUCGCUGGCUUCCUCCAGCAGUGCUGCUUCCCCUUCACGCAGCAAGGAGCCUCCACUGAGAGAGAAGUCCAGCACUCCAGGGAUGAAACCUGGUACUCCCAUGUCCCAAGAGUCGUCCACACCAGGUCCAAGCGUUCCGCCACAGUUUCGCCCCGUUCCUGGAAAGCCUGGCGUUGACCCUCUUGCCUUAGGUCUGAGGAACCCAUUGGCAGUGCAGGGUGCGUACCCACCUGGUGCAUUUGGCCUUCCUCCUCCGGGAGUUAACGGCGAGUUGGCUGGAGCCGCAGGAUACGGUGCCGGUCUCCACCUCGUCUCGCCUCAGAUGAACGGCUCGGCUGCUGCUGCUGCCGCCGCUGCUGCAGCCGCCGCUGGAUACGGACGCUCACCUGUGGUGGGCUACGAAUCUCCUCACCCUCAUAUGAGAGUACCAGGAUUACCUGCUAGCCUGCAGUCUGCAGCUUCUGGAAAACCGGCUUACUCGUUCCACGUAAGCGCAGAUGGUCAAAUGCAGCCGGUGCCCUUUCCUCCUGACGCCCUCCUCGGCCCUGGCAUCCCACGUCACGCCCGUCAGAUCCACACUCUCAGUCAUGGAGAGGUGGUGUGUGCGGUGACCAUCAGCACCUCCACACGUCACGUCUACACCGGCGGGAAAGGCUGCGUCAAAGUGUGGGACAUCAGCCAACCGGGCAGCAAGAGUCCAAUGGCCCAACUGGACUGUUUGAAUCGAGACAACUACAUCCGUUCAUGCAAGCUCCUUCCAGAUGGGCGGACCUUAAUAGUCGGGGGCGAGGCCAGCACACUGUCAAUCUGGGACUUGGCCACGCCCACUCCACGCAUCAAGGCCGAAUUGACGUCCUCGGCUCCGGCUUGCUACGCUCUGGCUAUCAGUCCUGAUAACAAGGUCUGCUUCUCCUGCUGCAGUGAUGGAAACAUCGUGGUCUGGGAUCUGCACAACCAAACGCUCGUCAGGCAGUUCCAAGGUCACACAGAUGGAGCCAGUUGUAUUGAUAUUUCCAACGACGGGACCAAACUGUGGACGGGAGGUCUGGACAAUACAGUACGCUGCUGGGACCUGAGAGAGGGCCGACAGCUGCAGCAGCAUGACUUCACCUCACAGAUCUUUUCUCUGGGUUACUGUCCUACGGGCGAGUGGCUUGCGGUGGGAAUGGAGAGCAGUAAUGUGGAAGUGCUGCACGUUUCGAAACCAGACAAAUACCAGCUGCACCUUCACGAAAGCUGCGUUCUCUCGCUCAAGUUCGCCUACUGUGGUAAAUGGUUCGUAAGCACAGGCAAAGAUAAUCUACUGAAUGCAUGGCGAACUCCGUAUGGAUCAAGUAUAUUCCAGUCUAAGGAAUCUUCGUCCGUCCUCAGCUGUGACAUUUCCCCUGACGACCAGUUCAUUGUCACUGGCUCAGGAGAUAAGAAGGCUACUGUGUAUGAAGUCAUUUACUAAACUGAAUGUGUUUUGGAACGUCGUUCAUAAAACUGAUUGGAUGGAGACCGGAUUCAUCAUUAAUUUGCCUUGGACUUGGGAGACAAAAGGCGUGGCAUGAACGUGAAAAUGGACUUUGAGACAGCGGUACGGCUGUACUUUUCGAUUCCAGGAUCGGAUGGUGGAUGUUCAGAACUGACCUUGUUGUUUUUUUAAUGCUGUGAGGAAAGCUGGUAGUCUAGCUUCAAAAACAUGGAUUUUCUCCAAAGACCUCCUCUUUUCUUCUUCUAUCUUUCUUUUUUUUUUUUUUUUUUUUUUUAAACAAGAUGAAACCUCUGUAGUGAAUAUAAUAGUAAAAGAAAUCUUAUUUUUUUAGCCUUCGGAAUUUUCACGGAAAUGGACGAUUAUGGAGCCGCAGUGUAUGAAUGAAUUAUGACGAGACCUAAAGGACUGGCCUAUGACUUCUUCAUCGAUCGUUUUCUUAAAGCUGACCUGAUCUCGGCUCUGUGUUAUGAUUGUAUGGAUGAUGUUUAAGAUCAUGGACUAUGAUGUAGGACAACAAGGCUCUGGAUUUUAGUGUUUCAUUGACUUCAGGGAAACGGCUAUAAAGACACUCAGUUAACGUCCUAUCACGUGAAUACUGUAUGUUGGAGCAUGUUGAAAAUUAUUUUGACUUUGGUCGCAAACUUGGUAUGUAUGAACUGUAAAUAAAGCUCUUUAAAAG
This is a messenger RNA of Labeo rohita (rohu), 3788 nucleotides long. It is a transcript of the gene tle2a, whose product is annotated as TLE family member 2, transcriptional corepressor a. The coding region runs from base 650 to 3085 and encodes 811 amino acids. Gene Ontology annotation, molecular function: protein binding; transcription corepressor activity. Gene Ontology annotation, biological process: regulation of DNA-templated transcription; negative regulation of canonical Wnt signaling pathway. NCBI's taxonomy places the organism in Eukaryota, Metazoa, Chordata, Actinopteri, Cypriniformes, Cyprinidae. Gene Ontology annotation, cellular component: transcription regulator complex; nucleus. The record is from RefSeq and is a predicted model, not a curated record. The transcript has 20 exons.